AUGAAACUAUCGCUAGCCCAAGCAGCUCGGCUACUGUAUGUAUGGUGUAUGCGAGCGUUGCACACCAACACGGCGGAGAUAGCGGACGUAUCGGAGAUCACAGUGGAGGACUGUACUCAGAAGCUGAAGGCACUCAGUCCAAAAGAAAACCUGAAGAUCUACUAUCAACCCGAAGUUCGAGCCGAAGCUACGAGACUGCCGAUCCUGAUGGACCUCCUACCAGGACUGCGUGAUGAACAAGCUGGUGGAUUCAAACGUGGACGCCCUCCAAGUGCACUCAGCACAAAUUUUUUCCGACUGAAUGAGAAGUGCAACAAAACGAUGUGGUGGACUGUGUGCAAGUACUGCUAUGCAGCUCACGUAAGGGACAGAGAUUCGGUUCCUUUCCCUACCCAUGUUCACGGGCGAAAGGAUUCGUGGGAGAAACACUUGUCAGAGUGUGUGUACUACACUCGUGUUACUGGCGAUGGACUUCGGAGCGACGAGAAUCAAGCUGGAGCAAGGACGUAUGGAGAGUCUAGCAAGCAUCAAUGCACUUCGGCACCUCAAUUUACGCCUGUUGAAAUAAUUAUAUUUUGGCGCCUACUGCUGGAGUUUCAAGCUGAGGCUUUGCUGCCUGAUUCCUUCGUGGAAUUGAUGUCAUUCCGCCGAUUACUGGUGUUCUUGAACGCCCGCUGUGGGAUCCAAGGCGCGAUUCCGCAUCGCCAUAUCUUGGGCGGCCGUGUCCUAACUGAAUAUGCAGAUCUACAUGCUGCUGAGCAGCGAGCCAAGGUUUGCGAGAUCCAGCAAAAAAGCGGCGGAAGGGUGAAUUUCCUGUCUGAUGUUUGGGAAACUAUUGCAAAGGUGCACGUACUGGGUUGCAUGGUAUCGUUGUUUGGUCGGCUUAUGACUUACGGUUUAAAGCCAACUGGUGAUCGCCAUGAUGGCCUUGCAAUAGCUCAGCAAAUGGAGGGGUGA
Phytophthora nicotianae INRA-310 is the source of this 957-nucleotide messenger RNA. RefSeq lists its product as hypothetical. The record is from RefSeq and is a predicted model, not a curated record. Bases 1 to 957 code for a protein of 318 amino acids. The transcript has 2 exons. NCBI's taxonomy places the organism in Eukaryota, Oomycota, Peronosporomycetes, Peronosporales, Peronosporaceae.